AUGUCCUGCGAUUACGACGUCAAUUUUGACCAAGCUUGCUACUUUGACCAACAGAAAGAAAAGCUCCAAGUCCAUGCCAACUCCCUUGCAACCAUCUUACGGAAAGUAAAUAUCAAAACCGGGUUAGCGGAAGGUACUACACGUCGUAAGGUGGAAGAGAUGAUGCGGGAUAUUGCAGAAACAAUUGUCUGGAUAGAUGACGUUCAUUCGUAUGCAAUGCUAGGUGGGCUGGAGCUUCAAUCAGCGUAUGAGGAGAGACGCCUAUUCUUCACCGGAGGCAGUCGAGUCUGA
Messenger RNA from Marasmius oreades (fairy-ring Marasmius), 291 nucleotides. RefSeq lists its product as uncharacterized. Bases 1 to 291 code for a protein of 96 amino acids. The record is from RefSeq and is a predicted model, not a curated record. The transcript has a single exon. NCBI's taxonomy places the organism in Eukaryota, Fungi, Basidiomycota, Agaricomycetes, Agaricales, Marasmiaceae.